Molecule: messenger RNA, 8238 nt
Organism: Labrus mixtus (cuckoo wrasse)
Lineage: Eukaryota; Metazoa; Chordata; Actinopteri; Labriformes; Labridae
Gene: mtor
Product: mechanistic target of rapamycin kinase
Exons: 59
Coding region: 159-7745 (2528 amino acids)
Biological process (GO): negative regulation of macroautophagy; protein phosphorylation; TOR signaling
Cellular component (GO): nucleus; TORC2 complex; TORC1 complex
Molecular function (GO): protein binding; protein-containing complex binding; protein serine/threonine kinase activity
Source: RefSeq, a predicted model, not a curated record
UGCGCAGCUGAAGUUUUCUGUUUGUCCAACUGAACAUAGCGACACCACAGUUAGCUAACAUUGCCCUAUGCUGUCAAGUCAGUCGUACAAUGAGAGAUAUUCUGCAGGAGCCGAAUAGCAAUAACGUGGCUGAUAUAUAAAUAUAAACACAUAAGACCAUGGUGAUCCUGUCAGGCACAGCCACUGUGCUGCAACAGUUUGUCAGUGGUCUGAAGAGCCGAAAUGAAGACACCAGAGCAAAAUCUGCUAAAGAUCUACAACACUACGUGACUACAGAGCUCAGAGAGUUAAGUCAAGAUGAAGCGACGACAUUCUACGAUGAGUUAAACCACCACAUAUUUGAGCUGGUAUCCAGCUCUGAUGUGAAUGAGAAGAAAGGGGGGAUUCUUGCCAUAGUGAGUCUUAUUGGAGUUGAAGGAGGCAAUGCCACCAGAAUCAGCCGCUUUGCCAACUACCUGCGAAACCUGCUCCCCUCCAGCGACUCGGUGGUCAUGGAGAUGGCCUCUAAAGCCAUGGGCCACCUCUCUAUGGCAGGGGACACCUUCACUGCUGAGUAUGUGGAGUUUGAGGUGAAGAGGGCCCUGGAGUGGCUCGGAGCAGACAGAAAUGAAGGCAGACGCCAUGCUGCAGUGCUGGUGUUGAGGGAGCUGGCUGUGAGCGCGCCCACCUUCUUCUUCCAGCAAGUUCAGCCCUUCUUUGACAACAUUUUUUACGCAGUAUGGGACCCCAAGCAGGCCAUCCGAGAGGGUGCUGUAUCUGCCCUGCGGGCGUCUCUCAUCCUCACCACACAGAGGGAGACCAAAGAGAUGCAGAAACCACAGUGGUACAAACAAACCUUUGAGGAGGCAGAGAAAGGGUUUGAUGAGACUUUGGCAAAAGAGAAAGGUAUGAAUCGUGACGACCGGGUCCACGGUGCUCUUCUGAUCCUGAACGAGCUGGUUCGCAUCAGCAGCAUGGAGGGAGAGCGCAUGCGUGAGGAGAUGGAAGAGAUCACGCAGCAGCAGCUUGUCCACGACAAGUACUGCAAGGAGCUAAUGGGAUUUGGAACCAAGCCCCGCCACAUCACACCCUUCACCAGCUUCCAGUCGGUGCAGCCACAGCAAUCAAACGCCCUCCUGGGCCUGCUGGGCUACAGCACGCCUCAAGGCUUCCUUACCUUUGGAGCUGCACCGGCACCUGCCAAGAGCUCGCUGGUGGAGAGUCGAUACUGCAGGGAGCUGAUGGAGGAGCGAUUUGAUCAGGUAUGUCGCUGGGUGCUGAAAUACAGGACCAGUAAAAACCCUCUAAUCCAGAUGACCAUCCUGAACCUUCUUCCACGCCUCGCUGCCUUCCAGCCAAACAACUUUACAGACCAGUACCUGUCGGACACUAUGGGCUACCUGCUGGGCUGUCUGAAGAAGGAGAAGGAGAGGACAGCAGCGUUCCAGGCUUUGGGGCUGCUGGUGGUGGCCGUCAGGACAGAAAUCCAGCCGUACCUCUCCAAGGUCCUCGAGAUCAUCAAGGCUGCUCUGCCACCCAAGGACUUUGCACACAAGAGGCAAAAGACGAUGCAGGUUGACGCCACAGUGUUCACCUGUAUCAGCAUGCUGUCGCGAGCCAUGGGUCCCACUAUUCAACCAGACAUCAAGGAGCUGCUGGAGCCUAUGCUGGCUGUGGGCCUCAGUCCUGCACUGACAGCCGUGCUGUACGACCUGAGCCGACAAAUCCCUCAGUUGAAGAAGGACAUCCAGGACGGUCUGCUGAAGAUGCUCUCCCUGGUGCUGAUGCACAAGCCCCUACGUCAUCCCGGCAUGCCCAAAGGCUUGGCUCACCAGCUGGCCUCGCCAAGCCUCACAAACAUCCCUGAGGCCAGUGAUGUUGGCAGCAUCACUUUGGCCCUGCGUACAUUGGGAAGCUUCGAGUUUGAAGGACACUCCCUGACCCAGUUCGUGCGACACUGUGCCGAUCACUUCCUAAACAGUGAGCACAAGGAAAUCCGGAUGGAGGCAGCUCGGACAUGCUCACGCCUCCUCACCCCCUCCAUCCACCUGAUCAGCGGCCAUGUUGUCAGCCAGACAGCUGUGCAGGUGGUUGCAGAUGUGCUCAGCAAGCUGCUAGUUGUUGGCAUCACUGAUCCAGAUCCAGAUAUUCGAUACUGUGUACUGGCGUCUCUCGAUGAGCGUUUUGACGCUCACCUCGCCCAAGCCGAGAACCUGCAGGCACUGUUUGUCGCUCUGAACGACGAGGUGUUUGAGAUCAGAGAGCUGGCCAUCUGCACAAUCGGACGCCUCAGCAGCAUGAACCCAGCCUUUGUCAUGCCCUUCCUACGCAAGAUGCUCAUCCAGAUCUUAACAGAGUUGGAACACAGCGGUGUCGGCAGGAACAAAGAGCAGAGUGCUCGUAUGCUGGGUCAUCUAGUGUCCAACGCCCCUCGACUCAUUCGUCCAUAUAUGGAGCCCAUCCUCAAGGCUCUGAUCCUCAAAUUGAAAGACCCAGACCCCAACCCUGCUGUGGUCAUCAGUGUCCUUGCCACCAUUGGGGAGUUGGCUCAAGUUAGCGGCUUGGAGAUGAGGAAGUGGAUGGACGAGCUUUUUCCAAUCAUCAUGGACAUGCUGCAGGACUCCUCCUCUUUGGCCAAACGACAGGUGGCGUUAUGGACUCUGGGCCAGCAGGUGGCGAGUACAGGUUAUGUGGUGGAGCCCUACCGCAAGUACCCCUCCCUACUGGAAGUGCUGCUCAACUUCCUGAAGACAGAACAAAACCAGGGCAUAAGGAGAGAGGCUAUCCGGGUACUGGGUCUUCUUGGAGCUCUGGACCCCUAUAAGCACAAGGUCAACAUCGGCAUGAUUGAUCAGUCCCGAGACGCCUCGGCUGUCAGUCUCUCUGAGUCAAAGUCCAGUCAGGAUUCAGCGGACUACAGCACCAGUGAGAUGUUGGUGAAUAUGGGCAACCUGCCACUGGAUGAAUUUUAUCCUGCCGUGGCCAUUGUCACUCUGAUGCGCAUCUUGAGAGACCCUUCACUCUCCAACCACCAUACCAUGGUGGUCCAGGCUGUCACCUUCAUCUUUAAGUCUCUGGGCCUCAAGUGUGUCCAGUUUCUUCCCCAGGUCAUGCCCACUUUCCUCAAUGUCAUCCGGGUCUGUGACGCCAGUAUCAGAGAGUUCCUUUUCCAGCAGAUGGGAAUGGUGGUGUGCUUUGUAAAGAUCCACAUCCGUCCCUACAUGGACGACAUCUUCACACUCAUUAGGGAGUACUGGACACCAAACAACCCCAUGCAGAACACCAUCAUCCUUCUGAUCGAACAAAUCGUGGUGGCGCUGGGUGGAGAGUUCAAGCUCUACCUGCCUCAGCUCAUCCCGCACAUGUUGCGUGUCUUCAUGCACGACAACAGCACGGGACGCAGUGUGACCAUCAAGCUGCUCAAUGCAAUCCAGCUGUUUGGUGCCAACCUCGAUGACUACCUGCACUUGCUUCUGCCUCCUAUUGUGAAGCUGUUUGAUGCCCCUGAUGUACCGCUGCAGGCUCGCAAGGUUGCCUUGGAGACACUGGACCGGCUGACAGAGUCCCUGGACUUCACUGACUACGCCUCACGCAUUAUCCACCCGAUUGUUCGCGCACUUGACAGUACGCCUGAGCUGCGCUCCACCGCCAUGGACACCCUGUCCUCACUUGUGUUCCAGCUGGGCAAGAAGUACCAGAUCUUCAUCCCCAUGGUGAACAAAGUGAUGCUGAAGCACAGGAUCAACCACCAGCGUUAUGACAUCCUGAUAUGUCGCAUUGUUAAGGGCUACACUCUGGCAGAGGAGGAAGAGGACCCUCUAAUCUUCCAGCACCGCCAGCUCCGCGGUAACCUAGGUGAUGCUCUGGUCAGCGGGCCAGUGGAGGCCGGACCCAUGAAGAAGCUUCACGUCAGCACUACUGCACUGCAGAAGGCUUGGGGUGCAGCCAGGAAGGUGUCCAAAGAUGACUGGCUGGAGUGGCUGCGGCGCUUGAGUGUCGUUUUGCUCAAAGAGUCAUCCUCUCCAGCCCUGCGAUCAUGCUGGUCGCUCGCCCAAACCUACAUCCCUUUGGCCAGGGAUCUGUUCAAUGCCGCCUUCCUGUCUUGUUGGUCUGAGCUCAGUGAGGACCAGCAGGAUGAGCUUAUCCGCAGCAUUGAGCUAGCUCUGACAUCCCAGGACAUCGCUGAGGUCACGCAGACUCUGCUCAACCUGGCAGAGUUCAUGGAGCACAGUGACAAGGGCCCUCUGCCCCUCAGAGAUGAUAACGGCAUUGUGCUGCUUGGCGAGAGAGCUGCGAAAUGUCGUGCCUACGCAAAGGCUCUACAUUACAAAGAGCUAGAGUUCCAGAAAGGCGCUUCUCCACUCAUCCUGGAGUCUCUUAUCAGCAUCAACAAUAAAUUGCAGCAGCCAGAAGCAGCAUCAGGGGUGCUGGAGUACGCCAUGAAACAUUUCGGUGAACUGGAAAUCCAAGCCACCUGGUAUGAGAAGCUCCAUGAGUGGGAGGAUGCCUUGGUAGCAUACGACAAGAAAAUCGACAUGAACAAAGAGGAUCCGGAGCUCAUCCUGGGCAGAAUGCGCUGCUUGGAGGCCCUGGGAGAAUGGGGCCAGUUGCACCAGCAGUGCUGUGAAGAGUGGACGCUGGUGAGCGAGGAAACCCAGGCCAAGAUGGCUCGAAUGGCUGCCGCCGCCGCCUGGGGACUAGGGCACUGGGACAGCAUGGAGGAGUACACAUGUAUGAUCCCAAGAGACACACACGAUGGGGCGUUUUAUCGAGCAGUGCUAGCACUGCAUCAGGACCUCUUCUCAUUGGCCCAGCAGUGUAUUGACAAAGCAAGAGAUCUCCUGGAUGCUGAGCUGACCGCCAUGGCUGGAGAGAGCUACAGUCGUGCCUACGGGGCCAUGGUGUCUUGCCAGAUGCUCUCGGAGCUGGAAGAAGUGAUCCAGUACAAGCUGGUACCAGAAAGAAGGGACAUCAUCAGGGAUACAUGGUGGGAGAGGCUUCAGGGUUGUCAGCGCAUUGUGGAGGACUGGCAGAGGAUCCUGAUGGUCAGAUCGCUCGUCAUCAGCCCUCACGAGGACAUGAGGACUUGGUUGAAGUAUGCCAGCCUCUGUGGGAAGAGCGGACGCCUGGCACUGGCCCACAAGACCCUGGUGCUCCUUCUUGGUGUCGACCCCUCCAAGCAGCUCGAUCACCCGCUGCCCACAGCCCACCCACACGUCACCUACGCAUAUAUGAAGUACAUGUGGAAGAGCGCCCGCAAGAUCGAUGCCUUCCAGCACAUGCAGCACUUUGUGCAGGGGAUGCAGCAACAAGCCCAGCAUGCCAUCGCAGCUGAGGACCAGCAGCACAAGCUGGAGCUCCACAAACUAAUGGCCAGUUGCAACAAUGACAUCAAAGAAAAAGUUUCUUUACGAUGUUUCUUGAAGCUCGGAGAGUGGCAGCUCAGUCUGCAGGGUAUCAAUGAGAGCACCAUCCCUAAAGUCCUGCAGUAUUACAGCCAUUCCACGGAGCAUGACCGCAACUGGUACAAGGCGUGGCAUGCCUGGGCGGUGAUGAAUUUUGAAGCAGUGUUGCACUACAAGCACCAGAACCAAGGACGUGAUGAGAAGAAGAAGCUGCGGCAUGCGAGCGGUGCCAGCGCAAACAGUGAAGCUAGCAAUAGCGACAGCGAAGUGGACAGCACUGACCACAGUCCUGUGCCCUCACCGGGCCAGAAAAAGGUCAAUGAGGACCUCUCAAAGACGUUGCUCAUGUACACAGUUCCUGCUGUUCAAGGUUUCUUCCGCUCCAUUUCCUUGUCCAGAGGAAAUAACCUGCAGGAUACACUCAGGGUUCUGACUCUGUGGUUUGACUAUGGUCAUUGGCCUGAAGUAAACGAAGCUCUGGUGGAGGGCAUCAAGACCAUUCAAAUAGACACCUGGUUGCAGGUGAUCCCUCAGCUCAUAGCUCGAAUCGACACUCCUCGAGCUCUGGUCGGUCGUCUCAUCCACCAGCUGCUCACAGACAUUGGACGGUAUCAUCCCCAAGCUUUGAUCUACCCGCUGACCGUGGCCUCCAAGUCCACCACCACAGCCCGACACAACGCUGCUAACAAGAUCUUGAAGAACAUGUGUGAACACUGCAACACUCUGGUUCAGCAGGCCAUCAUGGUGAGCGAGGAGCUUAUUCGAGUGGCCAUCUUGUGGCACGAGAUGUGGCACGAGGGCCUUGAGGAGGCUUCACGUCUUUACUUUGGAGAGCGCAAUGUCAAGGGCAUGUUUGCAGUGCUUGAGCCUCUACACGCCAUGAUGGAGAGAGGACCACAGACCCUCAAAGAGACCUCUUUUAACCAGGCCUAUGGCAGGGACUUGAUGGAGGCUCAGGACUGGUGCAGGAAGUACAUGCGCUCUGGUAAUGUGAAAGACCUGACCCAGGCCUGGGACCUCUACUAUCACGUUUUCAGACGCAUCUCCAAACAGCUUCCACAGCUGACCUCCCUGGAGCUACAGUAUGUGUCUCCGAAGCUGCUGAUGUGUCGGGACCUGGAGCUGGCUGUACCAGGCACUUACGACCCCAACCAGCCUAUCAUCCGCAUCCAGUCCAUUGCCCCGUCCCUGCAGGUCAUCACCUCCAAGCAGCGCCCACGCAAACUCACCAUCAUGGGUAGCAACGGCCACGAGUUCAUGUUCCUGUUGAAGGGCCACGAGGACCUGCGGCAGGAUGAGAGGGUCAUGCAACUGUUUGGUUUGGUCAACACACUGCUGGCCAACGACCCCGCAUCCUUGCGUAAAAACCUCAGCAUCCAGCGCUAUGCAGUGAUUCCCCUGUCCACCAACUCUGGCCUGAUUGGCUGGGUGCCCCACUGUGACACCCUGCACGCCCUCAUCAGAGACUACAGAGAGAAGAAGAAGAUUUUACUCAACAUCGAACAUCGCAUUAUGCUCAGGAUGGCUCCGGACUAUGACCACCUGACACUGAUGGAGAAGGUGGAGGUGUUCGAGCACGCCGUCAACAACACGGCCGGAGAUGACCUGGCCAAGCUCUUGUGGCUCAAGAGCCCCAGCUCCGAGGUGUGGUUCGACAGGAGGACAAAUUACACCCGCUCCCUUGCUGUGAUGUCCAUGGUGGGAUACAUCUUGGGACUGGGUGACAGGCAUCCUUCCAACUUGAUGUUGGACCGAUUGAGCGGCAAGAUCCUCCACAUUGACUUUGGAGACUGCUUUGAGGUUGCUAUGACCAGAGAGAAGUUCCCUGAAAAAAUCCCAUUCAGGCUGACGAGGAUGCUGACUAAUGCCAUGGAGGUGACAGGAUUGGAUGGAAACUACCGGAUCACGUGCCACACAGUGAUGGAGGUGCUGAGGGAGCACAGGGACAGCGUCAUGGCUGUGCUGGAGGCCUUCGUCUACGAUCCGCUGCUCAACUGGAGGCUCAUGGACACGAACACCAAAGGCAACAAGCGUUCCCGCACCAGGACCGACUCGUACACUGCUGGGCAGUCAGUGGAAGCACUCGAGGGAAUAGACCUUGGAGAGACCACACACAAGAAACCUGGGACCACCGUGCCUGAAUCCAUUCACUCGUUCAUUGGAGACGGCUUGGUACAACCUGAGGCGCUCAACAAGAAAGCCAUUCAGAUUAUCAACAGAGUGAGAGACAAACUUACAGGUCGAGACUUUUCUCACGACGAGACGCUGGAUGUGCCAACGCAAGUGGAGCUCCUCAUCAAGCAGGCCACAUCACAUGAAAACCUGUGCCAGUGCUACAUCGGAUGGUGUCCAUUUUGGUGAAGAGUCCUCGGCCAAGGUUACAUAUCACUGGUAAUCAUGGGAGAGCACUCAACUCAGACAGCUGUCCACUGAGAAAGGUUGUUAUGUCACAAAGCAGAACCUUUGAGAGUGGAGUUUGUGUUGUAGAAUGAUCCUUUUUAUCCCGUGAGAAAGUACCUCGAGAGCUCUUUUUAACCUGAAGAUCAUAAUUUAACUCAAACUGUUGCCAUUUCUCCAAAUAAUGUUCUUUCUUUUAACAUCAUUUUUGCGCAAAGCUUUCUACAGUGGCCAUAUUCUUCUUAUUAGUUGUGACAUUUCUCACUUCACUCGCUGUUCGCUUGGAAGCCCAUCAGUCUGACGCAUCAUUGUAUAUGAAUGUGAACAUUUUUAAUAACAUGGUCUACCUUUAACUAACUUAAAACGUACUUUGCAGUUUACUCACGAUGAGACAGAAGUCCAAAUGUAUUGGAUGUGAUGUUUGGGAAUGUGUGUGCCAUUAAACCCUGUAUAUAUA